AAGAAUCUCAUCAAACGGGGGUACACCGUUGUUACACACUAUGUAAAGUUUGCACACGUUUGUUGUGACACUCAUAUUAUUAUACUCAUAGUACCCGUCAAUCAGUCACCAUAGAACGUGGAAAGAUAAUUUAUUUUUGAAGUAAGACUUUUGUUAGUAUCGUCAUGAUUCUAGUUGAGUUCUCCCUUCGUGGUCUGGGUGAAGAUUCGAGGCCGUUUAAACAGUGACAACGUUCGAAAAGUUGGGUCCAAAUUUAAUCGGCACCGACCGAAUUGCGAAGGUGGCUUUUCCUACGCCAGGAGAUCAUCAUGUGACGUGUGGGAGAUCUGAUUUGCUUUUGAAAAUCAAUCACAUCAUAGGUUCAACGCUCACUGGAAGGAUCCAUUUAUAUGACCACAUUAGAUGUUAUCAGACAAUGUUGGAGAAAUUGUGUUGUUGUUCAACUAAAUUUUCCAUCACAGAGUAUCAACUUGGUGUUACUUGUGCAUGGUUUGGAAAACUUUAAUUAAAGUGAAAGUAGCUUGCCAUUGGUCCCAUGAGGACCCUCACAGCUAUGGAGAAGUAUGAAAACCUCGGUUUGGUCGGGGAGGGCAGCUAUGGCAUGGUCAUGAAGUGUCGUCAUAAGGAGACCAAUCAGACUGUGGCUAUCAAGAAAUUCAUUGAAUCUGAGGACGAUAAAAUGGUCAAAAAGAUAGCCUUGCGAGAGGUUCGAAUGCUCAAGCAAUUGCGACAUGAAAACCUUGUGAAUUUAAUCGAAGUCUUCCGACGUAAGAAGCGCUUGUACUUAGUCUUUGAGUUUGUCGAUCACACAAUACUGGAUGAGUUAGAGCGCUAUCCAAAUGGACUGGAAGAAAAUGUUGUUAGACGCUGUAUGUGGCAGGUCUUGAAAGGAAUUGACUUCUGCCAUAAUCACAAUAUAAUUCACAGAGACAUUAAACCAGAGAAUAUUUUAGUUUCUAAAUCUGGUAUUGUGAAGCUGUGUGAUUUUGGGUUUGCUCGGACGAUAGCAGGACCGGGUGAAAUCUACACAGAUUAUGUUGCUACUCGGUGGUAUAGAGCACCAGAGCUGUUAGUGGGAGACACUAAGUAUGGCAAAGCUGUAGAUAUCUGGGCGCUAGGUUGUUUACAAGCUGAAAUGUGUACAGGAGAGCCUUUGUUUCCAGGAGAUAGUGAUAUAGAUCAGCUCUACCACAUCAUCAAAUGCUUUGGUAACUUGAUUCAGAGACAUAAGGAAGUGUUUAUGAAGAAUCCUUUGUUUGUUGGGAUGCGUCUUCCUGAAGUUCGGAAUGUAGAACCAUUAGAAAAGAGAUUCCCAAGACUGACGGGUCUGUCAAUCAAAGUCAUGAAGAGCUGUCUCCAUUUAGACCCUGAUGAGAGGCCAACGUGUUCUCAACUCAUACGCCAUGAGUUCUUUCAGAAAGAUGGCUUCCAUGAGAAGUUCCCAGCAGAGCUGAGAAUCAAGAUUGCAAAGGAGUUUGAUUGUAAUCCACUUCUCAAGUCUGGGUCCGAAGAGAAGGAAGGGGGUGGGGAGGAGAAGAAAAAGAGUAAAAAGAGCAAGAAGGAGAGUCACAGUCACUCCGAAAAAGAGAAGAAUAGAAAAAGACAUUCUGAUGCCGAUAGACACAAACCAUCAACAACACCUCCAGAGACGAGUGAUAGACAUAUUAAAGCUGCAUCAGAUACAACAAGGAAGGUACAGUUAUCUGAUGCAUCGGAGUCUCAUAAGAAGUCAUCUGGAAGGACCGGCUCUCCUAAUCCUACAAGUAAGAUGCUCCCAUCUACUGUCAGUCAUAAUGGUGCAUCAAAUGCAACAUCACAGUCACAUUUAAGCCAGACGACCCCAGCGCCCAUCAGUACCAUAACCAUGGGUAGUAUAGGUGCAUCAUCCAAAUCAAGUCACUUAUCCAGUAAUACGUCAGGCCCAUCUCCUUUAAGGGGGUCAGAAAAAGUGAAGAAAGGCACAACGAAUACGUACUUCAAGAAGCCAGCCCAACCUCCAUCAGUGCAUCAUAGUGGUAGUAUGCCAACACCAGUCCAAUCAGAGAAGACUUUAUUACAUGAAAGACCAUUACAGUUUGAUGUCUUGAUGGCUAGUCAGCGUAAAGGCAAAGGCGCAUCAUCACCUAAACUAGAGAGAGAGAUUACACACUUGCCAAACUUAGCUGGUGUUGAGAUUGACUCCAACAGAAAGUCAGAGAAGAAACACAAGUUGAAGAAGAGUCAGCAUACCCCCAUGCCCCACAUUGGCCAUCAUGAUGCGACUCAUAGUGGUGCUAAUAGCUCCCAUCUCAACCAAUCCUCAUCAACAGAUGACUUCAGAGAACAUAAUCUGCCUGCUGUAUAGCAUCGGAUCAUUCAUGUACAGUGCUUUUAUAUUAUAGGAUUGUAUGAUAAAAUGGAGUUAAAGAGAAGAGACUAUUGCUGGUGACUCGAUUAGACCAUGCCAUACUUGGGCUGUGCAUGCUUCGAUAGACCACGCCAUACUUUGGCUGUGCAUGCUUCGAUAGACCACGCCAUACUUUGGCUGUGCAUGCUUCGAUAGACCACGCCAUACUUUGACAUUGGUAAUGUGUGCCUAAUACAAAGACACGUACAGUGAGCUUGUAUGCCCAAUGUGGCACUGUUUAAUUCUUGGAUCGGGAAAAGUAGCGUUUGAAUGGCAAGGUUUUCAUUCAAACUGUUGAAGAUGGAAGACACCAUUGAUGCAAUGAACAUGAGAAAUGAGCCAUUUGGAAAUGAGAAAUAAGCCAGAUGUCAUCUUCAGAUUCAUACCAAACAGAUCUUGAUGAACAAUCUUCGAUGAAAUGAUGAUUUUCAUAUGUCCGUUCCUGCAGUGCUUCCUUUCACUCAGCUCGCUAGGUGGCUGGCUACAUGUAGCUAGGUGUUAAUUGAAGAGUAACACUUUAGUAAUGAUGAUGAUGAUUGUUUGUGCUGACGUGAAUAGACCAUCCAGUAGGCUCCACCCAAGACGAACGUGUGAGCAAGAACACAUGGGGCUCUCCAGUGCCUUUCUGCACAACUCUGCCGCGCACGCCA
Messenger RNA from Asterias rubens (European starfish), 3036 nucleotides. RefSeq names its product cyclin-dependent kinase-like 4. The transcript has 12 exons. Gene Ontology annotation, biological process: protein phosphorylation. Bases 536 to 2344 code for a protein of 602 amino acids. Lineage: Eukaryota; Metazoa; Echinodermata; Asteroidea; Forcipulatida; Asteriidae. Gene Ontology annotation, cellular component: nucleus. The record is from RefSeq and is a predicted model, not a curated record. Gene Ontology annotation, molecular function: cyclin-dependent protein serine/threonine kinase activity; ATP binding.